AUGAUAUUGGCCGGGCGGCAUAGGUUACGUCGAGUUGCCCCUUUGACACGACCGCCGGCCCAGUCAGCGGCCUCUCCCGAAGAUGAAGAAGAGGAGGAGGACGAGACGAGAACUGAGGUUACUCCAAGCCUGAGAAUGCGAAUAAGUGAUUCGACUCAAUCACGUCUAAUGCUUGAGCCCAGCCUUUUGGAUCCCAGGCAGUUGCCGAAUCCUGUAGUCUCAGGAGAGUUAGUAAAAGAGUUUAUGUUGCCACAGCAACAAAAGAAAAAACAACAAUAUUUACAGCAUUCACUCCCUGCACAGAUGCCACUCAUAUCUGUGGCUGAUGGAUCUGAAGUUUCUCCAUCUACGUCCACACCCUCUCCUCCUUCGCUUCCUCAACAACAGUCCGCGUCGAUGCUUGGAUUGAGGACUGCGACAACGCCUACGAAUGCGUCUUAUGAGCAGAUCAACUGUGAGCCUUUUUUUUCUAAGAGAGAAACUUUAUGGUUGCAUUUUCUUGCUUCAAUAAAUAUAAUUGGACAUAGCCAUUUUGCGUAG
Protopolystoma xenopodis is the source of this 540-nucleotide messenger RNA. The record is from the annotation of a GenBank genome assembly. Lineage: Eukaryota; Metazoa; Platyhelminthes; Monogenea; Polystomatidea; Polystomatidae.